Molecule: messenger RNA, 1465 nt
Organism: Gavialis gangeticus (Gharial)
Lineage: Eukaryota; Metazoa; Chordata; Crocodylia; Gavialidae
Gene: EIF5A2
Product: eukaryotic translation initiation factor 5A2
Exons: 5
Coding region: 101-562 (153 amino acids)
Biological process (GO): positive regulation of translational elongation; positive regulation of translational termination
Molecular function (GO): ribosome binding; translation elongation factor activity; RNA binding
Source: RefSeq, a predicted model, not a curated record
GGGGGCUGAGAGCCGUGGGCGCUCCUCCCCCCUCCCCUCCCGGCCUCUUCCCUUCUCGCCGGCGCCGUAGCCAGGUAAGGCGGGACCCCGCGUUGCUGCCAUGGCCGACGAUCUGGACUUCACCACGGGCGAUGCGGGCGCCUCGUCCACCUACCCCAUGCAGUGCUCGGCGCUGCGCAAGAACGGCUUCGUGGUGCUCAAGGGCCGCCCCUGCAAGAUCGUCGAGAUGUCCACGUCCAAGACCGGCAAGCACGGCCACGCCAAGGUCCACCUGGUUGGUAUUGACAUCUUUACCGGUAAAAAAUAUGAAGAUAUCUGCCCAUCAACUCACAACAUGGAUGUUCCAAAUAUCAAGAGGAGUGACUAUCAACUGAUUGGUAUUCAGGAUGGGUACCUCUCCCUGCUAACAGAAAGUGGUGAAGUUCGUGAGGAUCUGAAGUUGCCAGAAGGUGACCUGGGCAAAGAAAUAGAAGGGAAAUUCAAUGCAAGUGAAGAUGUGCAGAUAUCGGUUAUAUGUGCAAUGAAUGAAGAAUGUGCUGUAGCCAUAAAGCCUUGCAAAUAAACAAGAUCACCAGGCUCGAGCAACUGCUUAGGUCUGGACAAACUACAAAUCUUUAAAUUUGGUUUUGAUUGUCACCAAAGCUCUGGCCUUCACAAACAACCUCAUUUCUUUUUUCCUCUUUUUUUUUUUUUUUUAAUUGUUUCAGAAUAGUGCUGGAUUCUAGAUUUAAUGUUGCAGGCUAACUGGCAGUUUUCAAAAUCACUGAGGUUUUAAUUCCUUAUGACUUGUGUGACUGUCUGUCCUUUUUAACAUUCCUGUGGGUUUCAGUUCAUAGGUCUAAGAAACCUGAUCAGGUGUCACUAGUGGGUAUAUUUUAUUUGCUUGAGCAAAACAUUUGUCUGUCCAAACAGACAAAGUACAGUGUUCAGGGGGCUUUUAGAUAGAGGGUAUCUAGGAUUAAAAACUAACCUAGAGCACAAAUAGUACUUUUUUGACAUGAUCUUUAGGUAGAACUGACAUAAUAAAUGUAGGGGUUUUUGUUUAUUUUUGUUUGGUUUGUGUGGUGGUUUUUGUUUUGGGGUUUGUUUGUUUUUUUAACUUAAAUGUUAUUUUGUGAUUUGGGACUUUCACUGACCUGUAGGUGCCAAUCACAAGUUUUAGACCAAGAAACUCAAGUGAUCAAAAAUGCCAGCUUGCUUGACAAAGUCCUGGUGGCCAUGUGCAACUAACUGUAUUACCUCUGUACUCUUCUUUGCCAACUUGUUGGCUUACUUAUUGUAAUGUUAUAUAUUAAAAAGGUGUCAAAAGCCUACCUGUGGUCGAGGCAGGCAAUCAGAAUGUUGGGUAGUUAUUGCAUAGUUGGGUCAAGCAGACACAAAGGUGAGAAUGGAUGUUAAAGCUACAGACUUUCACUCGAGGCCUUUGUCAGACUUGGAAAAAUAAAAAUAGAAAAAUGCAGUUCAA